Colletotrichum truncatum is the source of this 465-nucleotide messenger RNA. RefSeq lists its product as uncharacterized. Lineage: Eukaryota; Fungi; Ascomycota; Sordariomycetes; Glomerellales; Glomerellaceae. The record is from RefSeq and is a predicted model, not a curated record.
AUGUCGUUGCCUUUCCCAACCAACCGGUUCGGACCCAGCUUCACGCUGGAUCCGACACCCAGCCCGACGGCAGAGGCAACCCGCACCGCGGAAACGACAGUAUUCCCCACAGGCGAAAGUAGCAACCCGUCGUUCCCGAACAACAUCCUCCAGCAGUCCGGACUCACACCGGGGCAAGUCAUCGGCAUCACAGUGGGCGCUACCGCGGGACUCGUCUUCUUUAUCGUCGCUUUGGUCUGGGUGUGGAACUGGAGGAGAGAGAGGAAGCUGGCGAAACAGAGUCUAGCACUCGCGACAGUGUCAGAAGGGGAUCCGGAGAAGCCAGACGGUGUGAUGAUAGCACAACACACCGGCGAGACAGUGGAGCUACCUGCGCCGAGAGGGCUCCACGAGAUGCCGGAGACGCAGCAAGGUCCGGCCAUCGAACUACCGGCACCGGUUGAACGAUCUGAGUUGCCAGGAUGA